ACCAAUGUUCCCUUGAACGUCCAACAACUAGCACACUGUAGAGAAUAAUAACAAAAUGGUGGCUUUUCUCAGGACCAUAAGCGCUGCCACCGCCAUUGCUGCUGCUGCUGCCGCUCUCUCCUCCUCCUCCUCUUCCUCGUCUUCUCCUCGUUUUCCCAUCAAAUCCAAUAUCCCACUCCCCUCAUCGCUUCCCCUUCUCUCGAUAUCCAGGGCCUUUGCCGCUCCAAGGAAUCCAAGCCCCUCACUUGCCGCCCUCCGGAUGGAUUCCGUGGCCACCGAGCUCAAGCCCUCUGACCAGCAGGAAGCUGGGGAUUUGCCGGAACUUCUGACUGAAUUUAUGGUGGAUAUGAAGUGUGAAGGUUGUGUUUCUGCAGUGAAGAAUAAUCUCCUGAAGCUUAAAGGUGUGAAAAAUGUUGAUGCUGAUUUAAGUAACCAGGUAGUAAGAGUUCUUGGUUCUAUCCCUCUGAAAAAUAUGGUUGAUGCUCUGGAGCAGACUGGUCGAAAAGCUAAAUUAAUAGGGCAAGGCAGUCCUGAUGACUUUCUAGUCUCUGCAGCUGUUGCUGAAUUCAAAGGCCCAGAUAUAUAUGGUGUCGUACGCUUAGCUCAAGUAAACAUGGAAUUAGCACGAAUAGAAGCCAGCUUCAGUGGUUUGUCACCUGGGCAGCAUGCAUGGUCCAUAAAUGAGUUUGGUGAUUUAACUAAAGGAGCAGCAAGCACUGGAAAGGAGUUCAAUCCUGCAUAUAAUGCCUCUGAAAAGCCACUGGGUGACCUGGGAACAAUUGAAGCUCUUGAGACGGGUGAAGCUCAUUUCUCCGGUGCCAAGGAGAUGAUAAGAGUUGCCGAUCUCAUUGGCCGGGCCAUUGUUGUUUACGGAACUGAAGACAAAUCAGUUCCUGGCAUAGCAGCUGCAGUUAUAGCAAGAAGUGCCGGAGUUGGUGAGAACUACAAGAAAAUUUGCACCUGCGAUGGUGUAACCAUAUGGGAAUCAACCUGAGCAUCUCUGCAGCCAAUUUUACCGAAAUUUGAAAACAAAUCAUGUACUUUAUCAUGCCAAACUUCUGGUCAGGGUAUUUGGCACAUCUUUGUUCAAUGUAUCUAUGCACACAUAUAACUCAUUGUCUCUUAAAUAAAAGAUGAAAUAAAACAAACUAUGAUGAAAAA
Molecule: messenger RNA, 1161 nt
Organism: Dioscorea cayenensis subsp. rotundata (Guinea yam)
Lineage: Eukaryota; Viridiplantae; Streptophyta; Magnoliopsida; Dioscoreales; Dioscoreaceae
Product: copper chaperone for superoxide dismutase, chloroplastic
Exons: 6
Coding region: 56-994 (312 amino acids)
Biological process (GO): removal of superoxide radicals
Molecular function (GO): copper ion binding; superoxide dismutase activity
Source: RefSeq, a predicted model, not a curated record